This is a messenger RNA of Brenthis ino (lesser marbled fritillary), 1641 nucleotides long. The record is from the annotation of a GenBank genome assembly. Lineage: Eukaryota; Metazoa; Arthropoda; Insecta; Lepidoptera; Nymphalidae.
AUGACUGGAGUACAAACAUUCGUGCUUAUCACACAAAUGUAUGCCCCCAGCGCUUCCAAAAUUAAACAAAUACAGAAAUACCUGUUCGUGAAGAUGGGCCCAGGGGAUAGGGGCCCGAAGACUACGGAAGACCGGUCAGCUCCGGUUGACCAUACCGGUGUUAAGAAAUGGCUUGUGGAGAACACACUCCUCGUAAUCACAUUAGCUGGAGUACUUGCUGGUAUUGCUGUUGGGUUCGGUCUUCGACCAUACAACCUGGGGCCAGAUGCUUUGAUGAUAAUAUCGUAUCCAGGGGAACUUUUUAUGAGGUUGUUAAAGCUUAUGAUCCUGCCUCUUAUCAUUGCUAGCCUCAUAGCUGGCUCUGCAAGUCUGAAUGCUAAGAUGAGUGGCAAAAUUGCAGUCAGGACGUUACUAUACUUUAUUUUAACGUCCAUGUUUAAUGCGUUUCUUGGCAUCGUAUUGGCUAUGCUAAUACACCCCGGUCAACCGGAACUCAGAGAAGAUUCAUUUGUUGCCAUUGAAAAUAAAAGGGAUCAUAGCAUUUUGGACAGCCUUUUAGAUAUAGGCAGGAACAUUUUCCCAGAUAAUAUAGUACAAGCCGCAUUCCAACAAGCGCACACUGUGUACAUUGAACAGAAGACGCUCUUUGCUAAAAACGCAACAGAUAGCACUAUGCCAGUUUUAGUCAGGGAAAUAAGAUACAGAUCAGGAACUAACACAUUAGGUCUAGUAUUCUUUUGCUUAGUGUUCGGUAGUUUAUUGGGAACUUUAGGGCCGAAGGGCAAGGUUGUGAUAGAUUUCUUCCAAGCUAUAUUUGAAGUUAUCAUGAAAAUGGUGACGGGAGUGAUGUGGUUCACUCCCGUGGGUGUCAGUAGUGUUAUUGCUGGGAAGAUCCUUGGAGUUACUAAUGUUGGCCAAGUAAUGUCACAACUAGCAUGGUUCAUAGCCACAGUUACAAUUGGUGUGUUUUUGUACCAAUUAAUUGUGAUGCAAUUGAUAUAUUUCAUAUUUCUAAGGCGGAACCCAUACAAGUUCUAUUGGGGACUUUCUCAAGCGAUGUUGACCGCCUCCGCUACGGCUUCUACUGCCGCAGCACUUCCAGUGACUUUUCGCGCUAUGGAAGGACCCCUUCGUAUAGACGCUCGUAUUACGAGAUUCGUACUGCCUAUAGGCUGUAAUAUAAACAUGGACGGCACGGCGUUAUUCUUAGCAGUGGCUAGUGUGUUUAUUUGUCAGAUGAACAGUAUUCAUCUUGGAUUUGCGCAAUUGGCUACCAUAUUCCUGACGUCGACGGCGGCGUCGGUGUCGUCGGCGUCGGUGCCGUCGGCCGCGAUGGUGCUGCUGCUGGUGGUGCUGGCGGCGCUGGACGCGCCCGCGCACGACGUGUCGCUGCUCUUCGCGGUGGACUGGCUUGUUGACCGCAUUCGUACAACCAACAACAUGUUAGGAGAUUGUUACGCCGCUGCCGUCGUCGAGAAGAUGUCCAAAAAUGAGCUUAUGGCGUGUGAUGCUGCGUCCAUGGAGCCGUCCCUUACGAACGGCCUGCCAACAUCUAACACAGAAAUCGAAAUAGGUAUCGUCACACCCGGUAAGAAGUCCAUCGCAUCCGACGAUGUCAUCAUCGAUAUGCAUUUACAUAAA